UUGUUUUUAGGGAGGGCGACAAACUUAUAAUAUACGCUCGAGCUGGCAUAUCGAACUGAAAACGUCAACAAUCCACGUUGGAGCCUGCGAAGAUCCUUAGCGUCAGCCGAACAAAAUGAACCGGAAUGGAGGCGGAAGAGGGGCAGCCUCUACAGAGGACAUGCUGGAAUCAGAAAAUAACAGAUUAUCAGAGAACCUAGCGUCAAAAGUUUCAACCUUAAAAUCGCUUGCUCUAGACAUAGAGAGUGAAACAAAUGAUCAGAAUAGAUACCUCGAUGGAAUGGAUGGUGAAUUUGAUAGUACGCAUGGGUUACUUGGAGGAACCGUGAAGAGAUUUGAUCAGAUGCUGAAAUCAGGAAAACACAAUCGCAGGCUUAUGUGCUAUCUCAUACUUACUUUAUUAUUCUUAUUUGUUCUGUUCUAUAUGUUAAUAGGCCAUGUAACUGGCGGUUAAAUUCUAACUGGGGCGGUUAAAUUCAAAAUUGAAUAUAUAUUUAUUUAUAUUUUUAAUAAUUUACAUGUAAAAGAAUUUAUCAGUUUAGAUAAUGAAUACCACCAGUUUUAAAGGUUUAGUUUAGAAAGAACAGAGUAUUGUAACCACUCAAAACUAAUAUAAAAUGCACAAAUCAUACAUUUUAUUAAACACUUUGAAUUCAUUUAUUGUUCAUUAUUGUUGAUCAGUGGGUUAUGUUAAUGUGACAAAUAUAAGGCAUUCCUGUCCAUUACUGCAGGAUUUGUUACCAGGAUCAGCAAGAAUGAUGCGUUCUCCAAGAAUUGUCUUUAAUUAUCAAAUUAAAUUAUGUAAUUAAUAAUACAUGGAUUGCAUUGAAUGCAUCUAGGGCAUGUAUGUUGCAUUGUUAGAAAACCUGUACAACAUUUUGAUGUAUGUUUUUUAUUUUAUAUUGGUGUAACAGGCCCCAAAAUAUAGGGUAUAGGUUAGGAAUUUUUUUUUUUUUUUACUGCCACAAUAUUUUGCAUAGACCUUGAAAUCUAUCUAUAAAAUCAAUUAAAUAAGCCUUU
Molecule: messenger RNA, 1020 nt
Organism: Anneissia japonica
Lineage: Eukaryota; Metazoa; Echinodermata; Crinoidea; Comatulida; Comatulidae
Product: BET1-like protein
Exons: 4
Coding region: 116-454 (112 amino acids)
Biological process (GO): regulation of retrograde vesicle-mediated transport, Golgi to ER; retrograde transport, endosome to Golgi
Cellular component (GO): SNARE complex; Golgi trans cisterna
Molecular function (GO): SNAP receptor activity
Source: RefSeq, a predicted model, not a curated record